This is a messenger RNA of Guillardia theta CCMP2712, 1335 nucleotides long. RefSeq lists its product as hypothetical. The coding region runs from base 1 to 1335 and encodes 444 amino acids. Gene Ontology annotation, cellular component: nucleolus. NCBI's taxonomy places the organism in Eukaryota, Cryptophyceae, Pyrenomonadales, Geminigeraceae. The record is from RefSeq and is a predicted model, not a curated record. The transcript has 4 exons. Gene Ontology annotation, molecular function: rRNA (cytosine-C5-)-methyltransferase activity; RNA binding. Gene Ontology annotation, biological process: rRNA base methylation; maturation of LSU-rRNA.
AUGGGCACCGACGACUUCCGGCUUCCAACUGAAGAAGAAUUAGAAGAGGAGGCUAAACGACCGCCGGACAGCGGGAUGCUGCAACAGCGAGUGCAGGAGAUCCUGCGAGUGCUGGUGAACUUUAAAGAACGACGAGCUGAGAAUAGCUCGCGGGCAGACUACAUGAGUCAGCUGGAGAAGGACCUCUGCGCCCUGCACGGCUACGUCCCCUUCCUCAUCCAGCUCUUCCUCCAGCUGUUCCCCCCUGCCGAGGCGAUCGAGUUCUUGGAAGCGAGUGAGAGGCAGCGGCCGGUAACGCUGCGGACCAACACGCUGAAGACGAGGAGGAAGGAGCUUGCGACCGCUCUCAUCGCUCGCGGCGUCAACCUCGACCCCAUCGACCGCUGGAGCUCCGUGGGGCUCGUCGUCUACGACUCUUCUGUGCCGGUCGGAGCGACGCCUGAGUACCUGGCGGGUCACUACAUGCUCCAAAGUGCCUCCUCCUUUCUCCCCGUCAUGGCGCUGAGCGCAGGAGAGCACGAGAAGGUGCUGGACAUGUGCGCAAGCCCCGGAGGGAAGACGACCUACAUCGCAGCGAUGAUGAAGAACGCGGGCAUGAUCGUCUCUAACGACGCCAACGAGAAGAGACUCAAGUCGCUGGUCGGGAACAUCCAGAGGAUGGGAGUGAGGAACGCGGUCGUGACCAACUACGACGGGCGGCUGCUCCCCUCGGUCUUCUCCUCCUUCGAUCGCGUGCUCCUGGACGCUCCUUGCAGCGGGCUCGGCGUCAUCUCCAAAGAUCCAACGGUGCGGAUGCAGAAGGACGAGGGAGACAUCCAACGCUGCUCGGCCCUGCAGAAAGAGCUCAUCCUCGCUGCCAUCGACUGCGUCGACGCCUCGUCCAAGACUGGAGGCAUCAUCGUCUACUCCACCUGUACCAUCACGGUGGAGGAGAACGAAGCUGUCAUCGACUAUGCGCUCAAGAAGAGGCACGUCAAGCUCUUAGAUACAGCAGGGCUUGACUUCGGAGUGCCGGGCUACGGGAGGUACCGGGGGAAGCAGUUCCAUCCCUCCGUCUCUCUCACCCGCCGCUUCUACCCGCACGUGCACAACAUGGACGGGUUCUUCGUCGCCAAGCUCAAGAAGCUCUCCAACGCCAAGACGGCGAAGCCUCAGGAGGAGGCGAAAGAGCAAGCGAAGAAGAAAUCGCAGGGCAAAGCCAAAGUAGACGAGGAGGAGGAAGACGCUGAGGAGGGAGACGGGGAGGAGGAGGAGGAGGAGGAGGAGGAGGAGGGCCAGGAAGAAGGGGAAGAGGGCGAGGAGGAGGAGGAGGAGGAGGAGGAUGAGAGUCAAUGA